UGGACUGCCCCGCGAGCUGGCGAGGGUAGAGCGACCGGCGCGCCUUUGGGGGAGAGGAGGCUCGCAGCGCCGGCUCCGGAGGAAGGUGGGUGAUGCUGGACUUUGCUGCCUCUCCUUGGGCCGAUGAUCUGGAUGGAAGGAGAAUAAAUUGUGUCUAAGACUGGUCCAGAGUGGGAGUGUGAGUAGGAAUGCCACUGUAGGAACAAGUGACCUGUCUGGCAAGGAAUGCAGUGUUCUUCUGAGAGCCUCUUCUCCACGUUGUCCCACAGGCGACCACUUCCUCGCUGGAAAGGGUACGGAGGAUUUUGCAAUCAGCCACCUAAAACUUUAGCUGAGCCAACACAAGACUUCUGCUGCAGAACUGAACAAGAUAUUAUUUCAUUUAAUUUUUGCAUCUUUUAAUCAUCUGAACUACAGUCAUAGUUGUUUUGCUUUGAGAAUUGUAAGCUGGAUCUGUUGCUAUUAUUUUUGUGUAUGCUUCUCAAAAUGAUUGACUUGAGCUUCCUGACUGAGGAGGAGCAAGAAGCCAUCAUGAAGGUUCUGCAGCGGGACGCUGCCCUGAAGAGAGUCGAAGAGGAGAGAGUCAGACAUUUGCCUGAAAAAAUUAAGGAUGACCAACAGUUAAAGAAUAUGAGUGGCCAAUGGUUUUAUGAAGCCAAAGCAAAAAGGCACAGAGACAGAAUUCAUGGUGCAGAUAUCAUCAGAGCAUCCAUGAGAAAGAAGAAGCUCCAGGUGGCAGCUGAGCAGAGUAAGGACAGAGCAAAUGAGGCAAAGGAAAGUUGGGUGAAUAAUGUCAACAAAGAUUCUUUCCUUCCCCCAGAGCUAACUGGUGUCGUAGAAGAGCCAGAAGAUGGAGCACCAGCAAAUCCCAGUUCUAGCGUGGUAGUUCCAGCUUCCACCAUGGUUGAUAAGUCCCAGGAAAACACAAGGAAGUCAGCUGUGUCUCCGGCUAAGCAAAGGAAGAACCCAUUUAAUAGCUCCAAGUUGCCAGAAGAUCACUUAUCUCAACAAGCCAAAAGUGAGCCGUCAAAAAAUGGAAAGGCUGGUUUCUUUCAGACUUCAAAAGAAGGUGAAUUGUCAGAGUCAAAAGAAGAAUUGUCUUUCCCGGAUAUUUCAAGCCAAAACUUAGAGAAACCAAAGCAGACAUUUCCAGGCCCUGAGAAUGGAUCUCAGAUCAAAGCUCCAAUCCCCAAAGCCAGGAAAAUGCUCCACAAAUCACAUGAGUUGAAGCAAGAUGAUAACCAGCCUUUUCCUAGACAAAGGACAGACUCUCUGGGCACAAGGGGGACUCCGAGAGGGAUCCUGAAGCGCAACUCCAGUUCUAGCAGCACAGACUCUGAAACGGUUCGUUUUCAUCAGAACUUUGAACCCAGAAGCAAAAUUGUGUCACCUGGCCUAACCAUCCAUGAGAGAAUUUCUGAGAGGGAGCAUUCCUUGGAAGAUGACAACUCUUCAAACUCACUGGAGCCACCAAAGCAUGUGAGAUUCUCUGCAGUGAAGGAUGAACUCCCACAGAGCCCUGGGCUGAGCCAUGGCCCGGAAGUAGGAGAAUUUAGUGUUUUAGAAUCUGACAGAUUGAGGAAUGGAACGGAAGAUAAAGCGGACAUAGAUGAGUUUUGUGAUGAUCCUAAGCCUCCCCACUACAGAAAGCCUUUGCCUUUGUAUCAGUCAGCCUCAAGCCCAAGUGCAUCAAAAAAUGAAAUACAUCAGCCAGUGACUUCUGGUUCUUGUCCAAUUAAUGGGCACCACUCUCCCUCACAAGUUUUACCUGCAAGUUUUACCUCCAUUGAGAAUUCACCCAACAUCAAUGAACACAAAGCCAAACCAUCAGAAUUGUCAAAGCUUGAAUCAGAAUUGUCCAAAAGCCCUGCUGAUGGACUGUCUUGUGUUGAGCCUGAGCCAUCUCAGGUACCAGGUCACAGUUCUAGAGACCAUCAGCAAGGUAAGCCCCCUCUUCUCAAGGCCCUAAAAGCUAGGACCUCCUCACACUCUGAUCCAUUUGCCACUGAGAUAAGGAAGACAACUGAUGAUUCCAUAUCUAAAGUCCUAGACUGGUUUAAUCGAAGUUCUCAUUCAGAAGAUAUUAAGUCAUCGCUCCAACAUCCCCAAGGAAUAGAGCCCAAAGAAGAAACAGACUCAGAAUCACAGAUUGCUGCUACUUUGGUGACAGAUGACACCAGUGUAAAACAAAAUGGCUCAAAGUCUCUAUUAUCUGCCAAAGUUAAACUGACGCCUGUGGAAUCUGAUUUGACAUUCCAGGGAAAAGGAAAUAUACUACCUUCUGGAAAUUGCCAAAAUAACAAUGUGAAUAUCAAACCUAAGUCUAUUAAUUUGCUCCAACAAGGCAAGGAAGGUCUAGGCAUAUUGCAGUCAUGUGAAACCUAUGACCCAAAUCGAGGGUGUAAGACUAUGGACUAUAGCCAAGGUUCAAAAAACAGAGGAGAAGGAAAUCGGGUACUUCCCCCAACCAGUAACUAUUCCUACAGUGCUCUCACAGGACCUGAUGCAGAAGACCAAGUUCUAUGCAACAUUAAGGAUGUUGGUACCUUAGGUGAAGAAGAACCUAAGCUUCAUGUUUAUGAAAAAAAUAAAGGAAACUCAGAAGUAAAAUUUGACUCUUCAACACUUGUCAAAGAAUCAAGUUUGAAGGACAACCUGAAGACAGAGAAAAAGAGCAAAGAAGAAAAUACAUACAUCCCGAAAACCUCCUUAGAGCCAGAGGUUACUGAGUCAGUAUGUGGGAUUACCAAAGACAAAUCUUGGAAGAAGUCUGAGGUCCAAUUACAGGAAGCUGGUGAGGUUCCCAAGAACCAAGUGCAAAGAGAAAAAUACAAAAGAGUAAGCGAUAGAAUAUCUUUCUGGGAAGGUGAGAAAACUGCUAAGUUAACUCAUAAAGAACCCAUAUCAUCAUGCAGUCAACGGCGACCUUUUGCUAAAGCAUAUCAGCCUGUGAAGUCCAUGGACAAUUUAUCUACAGACCAGACUGAAUAUAAUCAAGUUACUAACAAACAAGUGGUCCUAGAGGACAAUGGCCACAUAGCCCAUCUCUCCAGCUUUUAUUCCUCGAAUAAACCUAAAGAGACCAAGCAUCAGAUACCAGGUCCAGCCAAAAACUAUCCUUUAGUUGACCAAUCAGGUGAAGUGUCCCCAUUUCAGAAUAAGAUAAAUGAGCCUAUAAAAAUGUUGCCGGAGGUAGAGAGUUCGCAUUAUAAAAGGGAUCUUACUUUAUUGUCAUGGCAACAUCCUUCAGAUGUUGAGAGUGGAAUAUAUACCCCUUUGGAGAGAGACAGAUCUCUAACUGGUGAAUCAGGUCCCAACUUUAAAGUUAUGUCCCUGAAAGAAAGAAUGGAUGAACCCAAUACAGAACAGGUCUAUAAUCACUCUCAAUUUGAAAAUUUGAGAAAGUUUUGGGACUUAGGAGCCAAUACAAAUAGUCAUGACAAUGUUGAGAAGAUUACUACCAUAGUAAGCCAAAAACAUUUGGUGCCUUUUAAUACCCAGAAACACAAAGAAUUCAAUGACAUUAAAUCAUCAGGAAAAAAUAUCCAUGAAAUAGGGACACUUCCAGGUAAAAAAAAAUUCCCAGCAAAAGAGGAAAUUGAGAAAUUAAAUUCAAAGUGCACACUCCAGGUGUUACCAGAUGAAACCACAUUUCCAUUGAGACCAUCCAGAAAGCCUGCUCAUCGGUUGCCAGGAAAUGAGUCAUCAAAGGAAAAUGUGAACAAAAAUACGGAAUCUUUUAUUACACCAGUGUUCAAGGAAGAAAACGAUUACUCAGAUCAAGAGAUUCAAGAAUCAAUAGUUAAAACAAGUGUUUUGUCUAACGACUACAAAGACACUUUUAAUGACAACUUACAGAAGCUACUUUCAGAAGCUUCAUCACCAGCCAUGCAGACUUCUGGUGGAAAAGUUCAUGGAAAACAAGUGCCUGAAGGAGAUAUUUCUAGAAAUAAAACAUGGCCUCACAAUACAGAUUUUGCUGAUACUGAGGAAGAAGACAGAGGACAUAAGGAGAUCAUUAAUGAGCAUGUAGAGAAAACAGUAGCUCCUCCAAAAGUCAAACCAAGUACUUUGACUGCUAGUCUAGACAAACUCCUGAAGGAAGCGACUGGAACUUCACAUUCUCCCUUACCAAACAUGUUAGAACCUGUUACCACUAGGAUCAACUCUGAGCCGAAAAAGAUUAGAGUUUAUGAAAAAGGGAUAGAGUGGAGUCACAACACAUCAGCCUAUCAUAAAGAGAUAAUGGCUCCUUUUCCAAAAGGCGAAGAAACUUUGGGAAAUGCAGCUCUCCCCCAGAAAACUGAAAGUGGUGAGUGCCAGCUAAACAUGGAGGCCUCGUGUCAGAUGGCUGCAGAAGGUUCUCACCCAUCCCAUCUUUACAGAAAGGAUUCCUUUGGAGAUGUGGCCAACUCUCCCCAAAAGAUGCCUUCUUCCAGGGAUGCUCAUCUUGCUUCCCAAAGGGAAAUUUCAGAGACUGUAGAAAAAGUCAUUCUACCACCUAACCCUGCCUUGAAGGAUGUAAAUGCUGUAUUACAAAAGCUACUUAGAGAAGCUUGUUUGAAUUAUCCAGUUGGGAGGGAAGUAGUGCCUGGAGAAGUAAAAGCAGAAUUUUCUGAAGGAGUACAGGCAGCAGGUAGCCCCCAGAAUUCUACACCAUGGGCUACAAUGGACAUUUUAAUUCCAGACAGAAAGGAUUUUUAUCCCUUCAACGUAGUUCCUGAUAAAACUCAUAAAGUUGGAUCUUAUUUAGCUGCCCCUGCUUCUCCAUCAGAACAAACCCUUCACUCAUCUGAUUCCACUGUUACUCAGUAUGGCAAAAAGUUUUCCCAGGAAGUGGCAGAAAUUGUGAGGGAAACAGUUGUUCAACCUAAAUCAGAGUUCAUAGAAUUCUAUGGUGGCUUAGAAAAACUACAGAAGGAAGCAGUUGAAAGCCCCUCCUCAAAAAAUGCAAGUGAUACAGGCACUCUUUCUCCAUCAAAGUUAACAGGUAGUACUGAGGUGCCCAGGCAAGCUGCUUCUGAAUUCCAUCCUGAGGAAAUCAAAGAAACAGUAAAAAAGUCUGAGGCACCAUCAAUAACUGAGAGUGCUUUUGAUAUUGGUUUUGAGAAACUCUUUAGAGAAGCAUCAGAAGCUCCUCCUUACCCACUCCAGGUGUCAGUGAAGGAAGAAACUCCCGAGAAGGAGCGUCCACAGUCAGAGCAGUCCAGUGUCAUGAAGACAGUGCACCGUUUUUAUGGGACAGCCUCAGAGACCUCUGAGAGGAAGCUUAAGAGUAAUGUUCUUAAAUCUCAAGUCAACCAGUGCGAUGAAAUGUUAGGAGGAGACCAAGCUGUAACUGACUUAUCAGUAGAUCUUUGUGGUUCUGAAAGUGGGGUUGAGAUCCUUGAAACCCCACAGCCCGAUGUGGAACAUAAAAUAGGGGUCACUGAAACUAUAAUACCCCCAGAGGACAGAGAUAGUGAAAGUGAGGUUUCAGGGGUUCAAGAAGGGGCUUCUCAGGAAUCUUGUUUUGAAGAGACUCCUAAAGCAAUGAGUGUGUCCAGAAAUAGGCAACCCAUUCCUCUUGUGACAAAUGAAGAAAACCCUACAAAAACAAAUAAAGUUGAAUUGAUUCUGGCAUCACCAUGUAAGAGAGAAGAGAAAAAGGAAGCAAAAGAAGGUUUCUCUGACUCUGAUUUUUCAGAUGGAAAUAUUGGUUCCAAUGCAGAAAGCUGGAGAAAUACCUCUAGUUCAGAAGAAGAACCCAGUCCUGUCUUGAAAACUUUGGAAAAGAGUGCUACUAGGAAAAUGCCUUCCAAAAGUCUAGAAGACAUUUCAUCAGAUUCACCAAAUCAAGCAAAAGUAGAUAAUCUGCCAGAAGAAUUAGUACGUAGUGCUGAAGAUGUUUCCACAGACCCUUCACAGCCUGAUAAUCAGUUUUCCCACCCUGACAAACUCAAAAGGAUGAGCAAGUCUGUUCCAGCAUUUCUCCAAGAUGAGAGUGAUGACAGAGAAACAGAUACAGCAUCAGAAAGCAGUUACCAGCUCAGCAGACACAGGAAGAGCCCAAGCUCUCUAACCAAUCUUAGCAGCUCCUCUGGCAUGACGUCGCUGUCUUCUGUGAGCGGCAGUGUGAUGAGUGUUUACAGCGGAGACUUCGGCAAUCUGGAAGUGAAAGGAAAUAUCCAGUUUGCAAUCGACUAUGUGGACUCACUGAAGGAGCUGCAUGUUUUUGUGGCCCAGUGUAAAGACUUAGCAGCGGCAGAUGUUAAAAAACAGCGCUCAGACCCAUAUGUAAAGACCUAUUUGUUACCAGACAAGGGCAAGAUGGGCAAGAAGAAAACACUUGUAGUUAAGAAGACUUUGAAUCCUGUGUAUAAUGAGAUACUGCGGUAUAAAGUUGAAAAGCAAAUCUUAAAAACACAAAAGCUGAACCUGUCCGUUUGGCAUCGGGAUACAUUUAAGCGCAAUAGUUUUCUAGGGGAAGUAGAACUUGACUUGGAAACUUGGGACUGGGACAACAAACAGAAUAAACAGCUGCAGUGGUAUCCACUGAAGCGAAAGACCGCACCAGUUGCCCUUGAAGCAGAAAACAGAGGUGAAAUGAAGUUAGCUCUCCAGUAUGUCCCAGAGCCAAUUCCUGGUAAAAAGCUUCCUACAACCGGAGAAGUGCACAUCUGGGUGAAGGAAUGUCUCGAUCUACCACUGCUAAGGGGCAGCCAUCUAAAUUCUUUUGUUAAAUGUAUCAUCCUUCCAGAUACAAGUAGGAAAAGUCGCCAAAAGACGAGAGCUGUAGGGAAAACCAACAACCCUGUCUUCAACCACACCAUGGUGUAUGAUGGGUUCAGGCCUGAAGAUCUGACGGAAGCCUGUGUAGAGCUUACUGUCUGGGACCAUUACAAAUUAACCAACCAGUUUUUGGGAGGUCUUCGGAUUGGCUUUGGAACAGGUAAAAGCUAUGGCACUGAAGUGGAUUGGAUGGACUCCACUUCAGAGGAAGUUGCUCUCUGGGAAAAGAUGGUGAAGUCCCCCAACACUUGGAUCGAAGCAACCCUGCCUCUCAGAAUGUUGUUGGUCGCCAAGAUUUCUAAAUGAACUCAAAAUCCACUGGCUCCUGCACUAAAAACUAGUCAACAGGUGGAAUGUGAUCUUAAAAAUCUGUGUGGACAGAGAUUCUCACCUGCUCCCUAUUUUCAUUAAUGGAUGCCACACAGCAUGUUAAAGUCAACCUGCAUGUGUUUCUUUGAUUACAAGGCCCAAGAGAUUUAAGUAAUCAUAAAAUGUCUAGCUUAUUUGUGACCUCAACAUUGAAGAAGCUACUUGAGAAAACUAGCAAAAUCAAAUGGUACUGCUGCUUCAGCGAAAACAUUGUCAAAACAUAUUAAAUGUAAGGUGGUGUCGAUGAGCAAAAUAUUCUACUUUGCCAUUGUAUGUUUCACACCACAAAUUUGUGUGACGGGAGGACCUGCUUCUCAGUGGAUGAAAACCCUUGCAGGAACUGAAAAUAUACAGUUUUGGGGAAAAAGGGAGAAAAGUACUCCUAUAAGAAGGGGUGGGGGAAGUAUCAAUGAUGAUAAAGAAUUUGACCAUAAGAAAAUGAUUUACUCUGUAAUCUCUGUUAUGAUACGGAAUUCCAUGUUAGGGCAGUGAGACUGAAUGUACUUGCAUGUAUUUCUUUCUGCCUUUGACACUGCUUUCCUUCCCUCCUCUCCCGCACCCCACCCAGCGUCAGUCUCAGAUGUGCUUCGGUGCCACCUACUGGCUCAUAGGUGGAAUUCAGUUUUUGGCUUAAUUUUCUCCUAAGCUCUCAAGCCUGUAUUUUGUUAAUAGACGAUAUAAAAAAAAAAAAAAGCCAAAAACCUUGCAUGUAUAAGAUUCUGGUUUUCCUAUAACUCUACUAUAUGAAAUUAGCAUGAGAGUGGCCACAGGCAUGUUUUGAAACAAAAUUUUAAUUAGAAUGUAUAUUGUUAAACUUUGCUUCCUAUGUAUAAUUUUCAUAAAAUAUUUUGUAAAAACCCUUAGAAUAAAUUAUAUGAUUUAUUGUGUUGUCAA
This is a messenger RNA of Suricata suricatta (meerkat), 8034 nucleotides long. It is a transcript of the gene SYTL2, whose product is annotated as synaptotagmin like 2. Lineage: Eukaryota; Metazoa; Chordata; Mammalia; Carnivora; Herpestidae. Bases 475 to 7077 code for a protein of 2200 amino acids. Gene Ontology annotation, biological process: intracellular protein transport; exocytosis. The transcript has 19 exons. Gene Ontology annotation, cellular component: plasma membrane; exocytic vesicle. Gene Ontology annotation, molecular function: neurexin family protein binding; small GTPase binding. The record is from RefSeq and is a predicted model, not a curated record.